AUGGGCCCGUUAGGUGCAGAGGCUGAUGAGAACCAGACAGUGGAAGAGAUGAAAGUGGAUCAGUUCGGUCCAGGACACACCAUUCCAACAGGGGAGCUGGCCCCUGACUCUGAACCAGAGCUUAUAGACAGCACCAAGCUGAUUGAGGUGCAGGUUGUCCUUAUAUUGGCCUACUGCUCCAUCAUCUUGCUUGGGGUGAUUGGCAAUUCCUUGGUGAUCCAUGUGGUGAUCAAAUUCAAGAGCAUGCGUACAGUAACCAACUUCUUUAUUGCUAAUCUGGCUGUGGCGGAUCUUCUGGUGAACACCCUGUGCUUGCCAUUUACACUUACCUACACCUUGAUGGGGGAGUGGAAAAUGGGUCCUGUCCUCUGCCACUUGGUGCCAUAUGCCCAGGGCCUGGCCGUCCAAGUGUCCACCAUCACCUUGACGGUGAUUGCCCUGGACCGGCAUCGUUGCAUCGUCUACCACCUCGAGAGCAAGAUUUCCAAGCAAAUCAGCUUCUUGAUUAUUGGCUUGGCUUGGGGUGUCAGCGCCCUGCUAGCAAGCCCCCUGGCCAUCUUCCGGGAGUACUCGCUGAUUGAGAUCAUUCCUGACUUUGAGAUUGUGGCCUGUACUGAGAAGUGGCCUGAAGAGGAGAAGGGCAUCUAUGGCACUGUUUACAGUCUGGCCUCCUUACUAAUCCUGUAUGUUUUGCCUCUGGGCAUCAUCUCUUUUUCCUACACUCGGAUUUGGAGUAAACUUAAGAACCAUGUCAGUCCUGGGGCUGCUCAUGACCAGUACCAUCAGCGGAGGCACAAAACCACCAAAAUGCUGGUGUGUGUGGUGGUGGUGUUUGCGGUCAGCUGGUUGCCCCUCCAUGCCUUCCAACUCGCUGUUGACAUUGACAGCCACGUCUUGGACCUGAAGGAAUACAAACUCAUCUUCACUGUGUCCCACAUCAUUGCCAUGUGCUCCACCUUUGCCAAUCCCCUCCUCUACGGCUGGAUGAACAGCAACUAUAGAAAGGCUUUCCUCUCCGCGUUUCGCUGUGAGCAGAGGUUGGACGCCAUUCACUCUGAGGUGUCUGUGACAUUCAAGGCUAAAAAGCACCUGCAAGUCGCAAAGAAUAAUGGUCCCAGUGAUUCUUUCACAGAGGCUACCAACGUCUAA
This is a messenger RNA of Rangifer tarandus platyrhynchus (Svalbard reindeer), 1149 nucleotides long. The record is from the annotation of a GenBank genome assembly. Lineage: Eukaryota; Metazoa; Chordata; Mammalia; Artiodactyla; Cervidae.